GGGAGCUGGUCGUCGCUAGCGUCAAGGCCGACGAUACUGCGUGGAUACGGGAGCAACUGGCCGGCUGGAAGGCGAAUAUCUACGUUGCCGACGCUGAUGCUGCGAGCAAUUCGGGCCUCUCUGUGCCUGUGAACAAGGGGAGGGAGGCCAUGGUGUAUCUGACGUGAGGCCCUCAGCCGUUUAUAAAUUAAUUACCGGCGUAGUUAAAACGUGAGACACUGGGGCUGAUGUUUGUUUGUUUACUGUGUCCCAGGUAUAUCAUAGAUCGAUACGACUCGCUGCCAGACUUUAUGAUAUUCAUGCAUGGACGGCGCUACCAAUGGCACAACGACGACCCAAUAUACGACGGUGCGUCGGUUAUAAGCAAGCUACAGCUUCAGGCAGUGGUCAAGACGGGAUAUGCGCCACUGAGAUGUACCUGGAUACCAGGCUGUCCCGUGGAACUGCACCCGCUAAAGCCCGUUGACGAAGGGCCCAUAGUUCGCCAGCAGACCGAGCUCGCCUUUGCAACCGUCUUCAAGACGUUAUUCCCCGGUGCCGAAGUGCCUGCAGAGGUGGGUGCGACAUGCUCGUCCCAGUUUGCUGCCACACGGGAACAGGUCAUGCUGCGGCCCAAGGCGGACUAUGAGCGUAUUCGCAAAUGGCUGGUCGAGACUAACCUGCCUGAUGAUAUCAGCGGGAGAAUCAUGGAGUAUAUGUGGCACAUGAUCAUGCAGAAGAAACCGGUAUACUGCCCGCCGGCUGGGGAAUGCUACUGCUUCACGUUUGGCCUGUGUAAUCUAGAGUGCACGGCGGCUAGGUGUGAGAAGCAAUAUGUCCUGCCUACUUAUGCAGCUGUUCCAGAUGGCUGGCCGGAGAAGGGCGGAGGUGAGAACGGAUGGCCCAAGCCUGGCUGGAAUCAAUGACGACUCAACUCGAGGCAUAGAGUCUGCUGUUCGCUGAGCUAGGAAUCUGUGGCCAUGACCUGAUGGAUCUCAGCUAUAGGACGGCUGUCAGCUGUAAUUUGAAGUGAAUAAGGCCAUUGAUUGGAUUCAGAAGUCCCCUCAGAGACAUCAUGGCCCAUUGGUGAAUGUAUAUAGCCGAAUCAAGACUGUAUCAACCCGUAUUCAAACACCUCUGGCCCUAUCUCCUCUCCGUUCCAAGUUAAGACAACAGUCUUUUUCAGAGGGUCUGUCUCUCCCCCGUGUCUGAUCUGCACCCCUAAACCCUCCAGCCCAACUUCAGC
Molecule: messenger RNA, 1225 nt
Organism: Trichophyton rubrum CBS 118892
Lineage: Eukaryota; Fungi; Ascomycota; Eurotiomycetes; Onygenales; Arthrodermataceae
Exons: 3
Coding region: 228-905 (225 amino acids)
Source: RefSeq, a predicted model, not a curated record